AUGCAACGCCACCCGUCUCUCACGCUCCGUUCUUCGCAGUCUGUGUCGAAGUGCCGGAACGAGAUCGAGGAGCAAGAUCUAUCCGUGUUGUUCUCGUCGUUGGCCAAGGUCAUGAUCGAGGACAGCAUGGGUGCUGCGCGCGUGUUCAAUGUAGAUGAGACCGCGGUCAACACUACUAGGGAGCACAAGCAGGUCAUUGCUGCGAAAGAAUCUAAGAACGUCUGGCACAAGGACGUCAAGACGCACUUCCACCUCAGCUUCAUAGCGUGCGGCAGCGCAAGUGGAUUCGUUGUCCCCCCUCUCUUCACCCUUCCGGGGAAGAGU
Messenger RNA from Phytophthora sojae, 324 nucleotides. RefSeq lists its product as hypothetical. The transcript has a single exon. The annotation marks the transcript as partial. Lineage: Eukaryota; Oomycota; Peronosporomycetes; Peronosporales; Peronosporaceae. The record is from RefSeq and is a predicted model, not a curated record.